AUGGCAACAGCCCGAGAAGGAGGUUGGAGGCAGGAGCGACGCAACUCCGAGCGGCCUCCCGGCUGGGCGGGCUGCACCUUUUUCGCAAAGCUGUCGGGCGACCGGCAGCCGGUGAUCGAGAAUGACGAGUACUGGCACGAGCACGUGGACACGCUCCAGUACGGCUCCUUCUCGUACACCGCGCUGCUCUACCUCGCCGACGGCCGCGGCGCCGACUUUGAUGGCGGCGACUUUGUCUUUGACGCGUCGCACGGCCGCCCCGCGUCGCGGGUGGGGCCGAGGCGAGGGCGCGUCGUCGCCUUCUCGUCGGGCGCCGAGUUCCCCCACCACGUGGAGCGGGAGGGGCGGGAGUUGCGACUAGACUUUGACAUUUUUCACCCACGGUCUCACUUCUCGGCCCUUGCGCCGCCGAAAAAGGCUUUUAGCGGGCAGCGGCGCGCAGGCGGCGCUAAGCUGCAGUAG
Emiliania huxleyi CCMP1516 is the source of this 462-nucleotide messenger RNA. RefSeq lists its product as hypothetical. The transcript has 5 exons. Bases 1 to 462 code for a protein of 153 amino acids. NCBI's taxonomy places the organism in Eukaryota, Haptophyta, Isochrysidales, Noelaerhabdaceae. Gene Ontology annotation, cellular component: membrane. The record is from RefSeq and is a predicted model, not a curated record.